Molecule: messenger RNA, 3144 nt
Organism: Equus quagga
Lineage: Eukaryota; Metazoa; Chordata; Mammalia; Perissodactyla; Equidae
Gene: PCDH10
Product: protocadherin 10
Exons: 5
Coding region: 1-3144 (1047 amino acids)
Biological process (GO): homophilic cell-cell adhesion
Cellular component (GO): plasma membrane
Molecular function (GO): calcium ion binding
Source: RefSeq, a predicted model, not a curated record
AUGAUUGUGCUAUUAUUCUUUGCCUUGCUCUGGAUGGUGGAAGGAGUCUUUUCCCAGCUUCACUACACGGUGCAGGAGGAGCAGGAACAUGGCACUUUCGUGGGGAAUAUCGCUGAAGAUCUGGGCUUGGACAUUACAAAACUUUCAGCUCGCAGGUUUCAAACGGUGCCCAACUCGCGGACCCCUUACUUGGACCUCAACCUGGAAACCGGGGUGCUGUACGUGAACGAGAAGAUCGACCGCGAGCAAAUCUGCAAGCAGAGCCCCUCCUGCGUCCUGCACCUGGAGGUCUUCCUGGAGAACCCCCUGGAGCUGUUCCGGGUGGAGAUCGAGGUGUUGGACAUCAAUGACAACCCCCCCUCCUUUCCGGAGCCGGACCUGACAGUGGAGAUCUCUGAGAGCGCCACGCCAGGCACCCGCUUCCCCUUGGAGAGCGCAUUCGACCCAGACGUGGGCACCAACUCCUUGCGCGACUACGAGAUCACCCCCAACAGCUACUUCUCCCUGGACGUGCAGACCCAAGGGGAUGGCAACCGAUUCGCCGAGCUGGUGCUGGAGAAACCGCUGGACCGAGAGCAGCAAGCGGUGCACCGCUACGUGCUGACCGCGGUGGACGGGGGAGGAGGGGGAGGAGGAGGAGAAGGAGGGGGAGACGGCGCGGGAGGGGGCCUGCCCCCCCAGCAGCAGCGCACCGGCACGGCCCUACUCACCAUCCGAGUGCUGGACUCUAACGACAAUGUGCCCGCCUUCGACCAACCCGUCUACACUGUGUCCCUUCCAGAGAACUCACCGCCGGGCACGCUCGUGAUCCAGCUCAACGCCACAGACCCAGAUGAAGGCCAGAAUGGCGAGGUAGUGUACUCCUUCAGCAGCCACAUUUCGCCCCGAGCGCGGGAGCUCUUCGGACUCUCCCCGCGCACCGGCCGGCUGGAGGUGAGCGGCGAGCUGGACUAUGAAGAGAGCCCGGUGUACCAAGUGUACGUACAAGCCAAGGACCUGGGCCCCAAUGCCGUGCCCGCUCACUGCAAGGUGCUAGUGCGAGUGCUGGAUGCUAACGACAACGCGCCGGAGAUCAGCUUCAGCACCGUGAAGGAGGCGGUGAGCGAGGGCGCGGCGCCCGGCACAGUGGUGGCCCUGUUCAGCGUGACCGACCGAGACUCAGAGGAGAAUGGGCAGGUGCAGUGUGAGCUGCUGGGGGAUGUGCCAUUCCGCCUCAAGUCUUCCUUCAAGAACUACUAUACCAUCGUGACCGAGGCCCCCCUGGACCGAGAGGCGGGGGACUCCUACACCUUGACCGUGGUGGCUCGGGACCGGGGCGAGCCGGCGCUCUCCACCAGUAAGUCGAUCCAGGUGCAAGUGUCAGAUGUGAACGACAACGCACCGCGGUUCAGCCAGCCGGUCUACGACGUGUAUGUGACCGAGAACAACGUGCCCGGCGCCUACAUCUACGCGGUGAGCGCCACGGACCGCGAUGAGGGCGCCAACGCCCAGCUAGCCUACUCGAUCCUCGAGUGCCAGAUCCAGGGCAUGAGCGUCUUCACUUACGUCUCCAUCAACUCCGAAAACGGCUAUUUGUACGCCCUGCGCUCCUUCGACUACGAGCAGCUCAAGGACUUCAGCUUUCAGGUGGAAGCCCGGGACGCCGGCAGCCCCCAGGCGCUGGCUGGCAACGCCACUGUCAACAUCCUCAUCGUGGAUCAGAACGACAACGCCCCUGCCAUCGUGGCGCCCCUCCCGGGGCGCAACGGGACUCCGGCUCGAGAGGUGCUGCCCCGCUCGGCGGAGCCGGGUUACCUGCUGACCCGCGUGGCCGCAGUGGACGCGGACGACGGCGAGAACGCCCGGCUCACCUACAGCAUUGUACGGGGCAACGAAAUGAACCUUUUCCGCAUGGACUGGCGCACCGGGGAGCUCCGCACAGCGCGCCGGGUGCCAGCCAAGCGCGACCCCCAGCGGCCUUACGAGCUGGUGAUCGAGGUGCGCGACCACGGGCAGCCGCCCCUGUCCUCCACCGCCACCCUGGUGGUGCAGCUGGUGGAUGGCGCUGUCGAACCCCAGGGCGGGGGCGGGGGCGGGGGUGGGGGGUCAGGGGAGCACCAACGCCCCAGCCGCUCCGGCGGCGGGGAGACUUCGCUGGACCUCACCCUCAUCCUCAUCAUCGCGCUGGGCUCCGUGUCCUUCAUCUUCCUGCUGGCUAUGAUCGUGCUUGCCGUGCGUUGCCAAAAAGAGAAGAAGCUCAACAUCUACACGUGUCUGGCCAGUGAUUGCUGCCUCUGCUGCUGCUGCUGUGGCGGUGGAGGCUCGACCUGCUGCGGCCGCCAAGCCCGGGCACGCAAGAAGAAACUCAGCAAAUCGGACAUCAUGCUGGUGCAAAGCUCCAACGUACCCAGUAACCCGGCCCAAGUGCCCGUGGAGGAGUCUGGGGGCUUUGGCUCCCACCACCACAACCAGAAUUACUGCUACCAGGUCUGCCUGACCCCUGAGUCCGCCAAGACCGACCUGAUGUUCCUUAAGCCCUGCAGCCCUUCGCGGAGUACGGACACUGAGCACAACCCCUGCGGGGCCAUCGUCACCGGCUACACAGACCAGCAGCCCGACAUUAUCUCCAACGGAAGCAUUUUGUCCAACGAGACUAAACACCAACGAGCAGAGCUCAGCUAUCUAGUUGACAGACCUCGCCGUGUUAACAGUUCUGCAUUCCAGGAAGCCGACAUAGUAAGCUCUAAGGACAGUGGUCAUGGGGACAGUGAACAGGGGGAUAGUGAUCAUGAUGCCACCAACCGCGGCCAGUCAGCUGGUAUGGAUCUCUUCUCCAACUGCACCGAGGAAUGUAAAGCACUGGGCCACUCAGAUCGGUGCUGGAUGCCUUCUUUUGUCCCUUCUGAUGGACGCCAGGCUGCCGAUUAUCGCAGCAAUCUGCAUGUUCCUGGCAUGGACUCGGUUCCAGACACUGAGGUGUUUGAAACUCCAGAAGCCCAGCCUGGGGCGGAGCGGUCCUUCUCCACCUUCGGCAAAGAGAAGGCCCUUCACAGCACCCUGGAGAGGAAGGAGCUGGAUGGACUGCUGUCUAAUACACGAGCGCCUUACAAACCACCAUAUUUGAAUCAUUUCCAUCCUCUUUCUUAUUUUGUACACUGGAAAUAA